AUGAAAGAAAAGUUGCAGGAUGUUUAUAAAAUUCUCUUAACAACUCUGCCUUCAGGUAGUUCCCAUCAUUCGCAGAGUGCACUAUGUGCAUUAUUAUUGCCUGCUCACAACGAUUCGCGAGGAGUGUUUUUUGUUGUGGUUGUAAAAAAGUACGUGAAGUUUAAUGGAGUAAGCAAUCACAAUUGCAAUGAUGUUAAGCAUCGUUUGCAACACAUCAUUUGUGAUGCGAAACAAAUUUGGGUUUGCUGUUUUAUGGUCUUCGGUAUGCUACCAGCAGUUCCUACACUAACCUAA
Molecule: messenger RNA, 294 nt
Organism: Clunio marinus
Lineage: Eukaryota; Metazoa; Arthropoda; Insecta; Diptera; Chironomidae
Source: the annotation of a GenBank genome assembly